AUGUCGGAGGAGCAGACCAUGCAGCAACCUUCUUACACCAUCCAGUCCAUGUUCCCCAAUCAGGCAGGAGAGGACUCCUCUCUUCAGGGAACCAACGUGGAAACUCAGCGGACUUUUGAUCCUCACACCACGAUCGAGGACUAUAACCGCACCAUGUUGGAGUACACCCAGCGCCAGAUCUCCUCCUUUGUUGAUUUGGAUGAGAACAACAACUCCAGUGGUACCUGCAGCCGCAGCAGUCAGAGCAGUGGCAACAGCGACACUUCAGCCCACAGUACCGACUCACGCCAUGCCGCCGGGGCCUCCUCGCCGACUUCGGCGAAUCCUGUGCGGUCAACAUCGGUGCGGGAUAUGGCAGCUGAGGCCCAUCAGUCGUCCAAUUCCGCCAAGCACACGGAGUACUAG
Messenger RNA from Penicillium oxalicum, 405 nucleotides. RefSeq lists its product as uncharacterized. The coding region runs from base 1 to 405 and encodes 134 amino acids. The transcript has a single exon. Lineage: Eukaryota; Fungi; Ascomycota; Eurotiomycetes; Eurotiales; Aspergillaceae. The record is from RefSeq and is a predicted model, not a curated record.